Molecule: messenger RNA, 2739 nt
Organism: Thalassophryne amazonica
Lineage: Eukaryota; Metazoa; Chordata; Actinopteri; Batrachoidiformes; Batrachoididae
Gene: mindy1
Product: MINDY lysine 48 deubiquitinase 1
Exons: 12
Coding region: 647-2278 (543 amino acids)
Biological process (GO): protein K48-linked deubiquitination
Cellular component (GO): cytosol; cell periphery
Molecular function (GO): cysteine-type carboxypeptidase activity; K48-linked deubiquitinase activity; cysteine-type deubiquitinase activity
Source: RefSeq, a predicted model, not a curated record
CGUGCGGUGGGCGUGGUCUGUAAGCUUUCUUGGAGUAGAGUGUAAGCAGCUAAUGGCUAGCUAUCGUGUCUGCCUGUCGUCGUAAGCUACAGCUACGGACUUGGUGGUGGUCUGACAAAUAAUGGAAUGAAGUCCAUCUUGAGAAUCUGCAUCUGUGAAGACAAAUUGUCUGUCUUUUUACCUCCUGAUGUCAAGAUGAACCACAGUGUCCGGAAACAUCUUCAAACUCUGAUUCUCAGAUAGGUUUUUGUCUCCUGCCCCCCUCUCUGUCACUUUGACUUCUAUGGAACUUUUUGUUGAUGAAGCCAUAAGUGAUCUACGUCAAUAAGAGUCAGUUUGACAACUUCUUGGCAAGCCAGCGGAUAACUUUUCAUUGACGGACAGAAAAGAACACCUGGGCUCCUCCGGCAGCCAUGUUGGCUCCUGAACUGCCUCGUCUUGUGAAUGGAUUUCUGCUGCGUAGGAAUGUCAGCACCAUGCCACCACACACCGACUCCUGUAAAAUCUGAAAACACACCUGACACUGACAGCAACGGGUCCCAUGACUGGUUGAGUUUGCAGAUUUGAAGUAUAUCUGCAUAGGCCAUUGUGCAACCUUUGACCUGUGAACACGUGUCUGUAUUAAGAUUUAUCAUUAAAUCUGACUAUGGCUGAGUCCAGCUCUGAACUGGCAGGUGCAGACCUGUUGAUUGGACCAUCUCACCCAGCAGAAAGCAUCUCCAAAGAACUUACCACAACUGUGACAACAGAUGGUUCCCAUGUUGAAGCUGAAGUCAAGAACACCAACAGCACCACAGAUGGCCCUCUUCCUGUACAAACAGAUGAGGUGACAGAGUCUGAACCUGUUCCAGAAGAUUCCCUGUCAACCCUGCUCAGAAGCAUACAGACUGAUGGACCAUCAGACCCAGCGACACCAGGUCCAGAUCAGGAUCAGGAUCUAGAGGACACCUCGUCAGCAGGUGGCUCUGAUGACCAACAGGAGUCCUCAGACUCUGCGUCCUUCUCCAUUCCCAGCCUGGAGCUGUCUGAUGGGAUUAUAGCAACAGGAACCUCUUUGGAUGUGGAGGACGGUUUGUCCUCGUCCUACUCGGCUCUGGGUGCUGAAGGUGGUUCUCCGUCCACUGAGGUCCCGAGUCUGCGGGAGGACGAGACGCCAGAAGCUGCUGGUGGCACUGCAGCUGUUGCUGUGGCUACAGAUGCCGGACUGUCUAUGCCAGCGUAUUAUCUGGUGAAGUGGAUCACGUGGAAGGAGAAAAAAACAGCCAUCAUUACGCAGAGUGAGAAUGGACCGUGCCCCCUGCUGGCCAUUAUGAACACUCUGUUUUUGCGCUGGAAGGCUGAACUUCCAGCUCAGACUGAAGUGGUCACUGCUGAAGACCUGAUGUCUCACCUGGGAGAUUGUAUUCUGUCUGUGACUCCCAGAGAAAAAGCUGUCAGUGUGGAACUGAACUUUCAGCAGAACAUGAGCGACGCCAUGGCAGUGCUCCCCAAGCUGUCCACAGGUCUGGACGUUAAUGUGCGCUUCACCGGCGUGACGGACUUCGAGUACACGCCAGAGUGCAUCGUCUUUGACCUUCUGGACAUCCCGCUGUAUCACGGCUGGCUGGUCGACCCGCAGAGUCCAGAGACGGUAGCCGCAGUAGGCAAACUGAGCUACAACCAGCUGGUGGAGAAAAUCAUCAAUUACAAACAUUCAGCCGACAGCAGCCGAGUCAGCGAAGGCCUGGUUGCAGAACAGUUCCUGGAGUCGACUGCUACCCAGCUGUCGUACCAUGGACUGUGUGAGCUCAAUGCAACAGCCAAAGAGGGCGAGAUCUCGGUCUUCUUCAGGAAUAACCAUUUCAGUACCAUGAUCAAACACAAGGGUCACCUGUACCUGCUGGUGACAGAUCAGGGCUUCCUGCAGGAGGACAGUUUGGUCUGGGAGUCCCUCCACAAUGUUGAGGGCGAUGGAAACUUCUGUGACUCUGACUUCAGACUGUGUCAUCCCCCACAGAGAGUCCCACCCACCUCCAACAUUCCACCUACCCCCCAGGAGCAACAGAGACAGAUUGAUCAGGACUAUCUAGUAGCCGUGACCCUGCAACAGCAGCAGGGCGGAGCUCCGGGUCCCCUGAGUGACUUGGAGUUGGCCCGACAACUCCAACAGGAAGAAUACCAACAGCAGCAGCAGCAACAGGGAUCACUGCAGGCAACUCAGCAGGUUAGAGCUCAGACAGCAGCUCAGCAGGGCGGAGCUAGAAGAAGAGACAAGGACUCAGACUGUGUCGUCCUAUAGCCUCGUCGGCCUCAUCACCAACUGCAGUCUCGGUCUCAUCAGCGUUGGCCUGCACGAAGCACCUCUCUAGUCUGUAUUUUCUUCUUUUCUAAUUGAUUCAGUUUCACCACACAAGGUCGCAUCAUCAGAAUAACUUCUUCCAGUGGAUGUGAUUGUAAUCUGUCACGUUUGUUUAAAGUCUGUUACUGGAAAUGUUUGAAAAAGGUCAACCGCUGCUUCAAAAAAUAAUUAUGCUUUUGAAAUGUGUUGUUCUGGUAUGAUGUCUACGGAUCGACUCUCAGUACAAACUGAUUCUUAAUAUUUUACAACUUCAAUGUCGGAUGAGGUAUUUCCAGUGGGGGAUUUAAAAUUGGUUUCACAUAGAAUUUAUUCGUCUCACACACUUACUGAUGGAAUUUGAUUCUGUAACAAUUGUAAAUGACAAAUGGACCAUUUUAAUAUCAGAAUGAUGCAGAAGCUCA